AAAAAAUGGAGUGUUGUUAAAAUUGAACGUUUACAGUUGAUUAGUUGAUUACUUUUUAUUCGAAAACUUCGUUCGAGGUUUUAGAGAUAUUAUGGGAGCAAUAAAUUUCUAGUGAAUUAUUUUUUAGGAAAUAGUGUUUAUCAUUACAAGUGCAUGAACAUGACUGGUUGCAAUAACAUCGAGCAGGAAUAUUCUGAAUUGAAUAGGAAAAAUGAGUGGACAGUAGUUUACAAGAAAAUCCGGGAACAGAGCUUGAACAACAGCAGUAGUGCUUUAGAGGCUGUGAAGGGAAAAAACAAACCUCUAAAUAGAUAUAGAGAUGUCAGUCCUUAUGAUCAUAGCAGGAUAGUUCUAAAAAGAGGAAAUACAGACUAUAUAAAUGCCAACUUGAUCAAAAUAGAUAAGGCAAAUAGGAAAUACAUACUUACACAAGGUCCCUUACCUAGCACAGUAAGUCAUUUUUGGCUUAUGGUUUGGGAGCAAGAAAGCAGAGCUAUCUUAAUGUUGAACAAACUCAUAGAAAAUAAACAGGAAAAAUGCUACCAGUAUUGGCCAAUGGAUAUCGGCCCGGAUAAUGCGCUUAAUAUGCCAGAUGUCAAUUUAAGUGUUGAAUACAUCGAACAACAUGACUAUUCUUAUUAUUUAACCAGACUUCUCAGGUUGACUGAUCUCGUGACAGAAACUUCUAGGGAUAUCUUGCAGUUCCACUACACAACAUGGCCCGAUUUCGGAGUGCCUAGUUCACCAACUGCCUUUCUGCAGUUUUUACACAAGGUUCGGAAUGAGGGAGUAUUGGAAUCUGAUGUGGGACCAGCCAUUGUUCAUUGUUCGGCUGGGAUCGGAAGAUCUGGUACUUUUUGUUUGGUUGAUAGUUGUUUAGUUCUUAUCGAAAAACAUGGCUUAGAAUCUGUGAAUGUAAAAGAAAUCCUGUUGGACAUGAGGCAGUAUCGAAUGGGAUUGAUACAAACUCCUGAACAACUACGCUUCUCGUAUCAAGCAAUCAUCGAAGGUGCUAAAAAAUUAGAUCCUAAUGCAUCUCCUACGCAACUCUCAAAUCACAUCGUCUCAGACAAUAGUUACACCGAAAACAAUAUUUCCUCCUCGAGUUCUGAGGAAGACAACGAUGAGCCUCCCCCUCUACCUCCUCCAAGAAGUGAGAGUUUGAACAGACCUAACAGCACUUCGCCCGUCAACCGCCCUCUUCCCAAAAUACCCAACAGCGUCUCCUUGAGUGAUAUUAGCUAUGAACAAGACAAUGACAAGGAUGAUUCACUGCAGGAGUCGUACAAUCCUAGUGGACCUCUUCCUACAGUUCCUGGUGGUGAUGGCAGCAGUGAAGAUGAACUUAUUGAAGAAGCAAAAUCUGAUUCCGAUAAUACGGAAAAAUCUAGUUCCAUUGAUGAAAAUCCAACAUCCCUCGCCAGAGCGCGCCAACGCUUCAGGCAAGAAAAGAAGGACAAAAUGGAGGCCAAAGUGCGAGAAAUGAAGAGACGCCAGCAGGUCAACGAGCACUGGACUCAACUCAAGAGGUCACUGUAUAAACCUUUACUCUUAGCGGGGACUUUAGCUAUGGGAGGGGGCAUAUUGGCCUAUUUCUAUUUGCGUAACUAGUAAAUUUCCUCUUUCUAUCAAUUGUUACCUUCAGUUGGUUCAUCUUGUCGUUUUAGUAAUUUUUUCGCAUUUAUAUUUCUUCGUUGUUGAAAUUCGAAAUUCAUUCCAAUUGGAUGCACUUGUUCUUACCGCUGAUUAUUGAAUAUUUUUCUAUUAAGUGUUAUUUAGACAAAAAAAAAUGUUUAUGGUUAGUAAGUUAGUGAGUCUGAAAUUGCAGGGUUACAAAAUAACCGAGGUCUGACGUCUUAGGACUAUUAUUCGAAAUGAAGGAUUGAAAGUUAUCUAUUGUUAUGUGAUUAAUAUUUUACAUUUAUUUGAAAUAUUAAAAAACUCUUUAUAAUAGGAAAUUAUCAAGUGAGCAAGUUCAAGAAGACUGUGAACGUAUAAAUUGAACUUUCUUUAUUUGAAGUUUUUUCCGAGUUGCAGCAAGUUUCGGUGGCAAUUUUUUUUUCAAUCAGUUGAUUCUGGUGUAAAUAUUGCCUGAAUCAAGAGUUGCAUACUAAUAAUUUCCAAGAAAUGACGUUUCUCAUUUCAGUAUCUAGUGAUAUUAGAAAAUGAGGUUACGGUUUUUACAGUGUUACCUCAAAAACUAUCAAAUUACAGGUGCUUUCUUUUAGUUUUUUCUUUCGAAUGCACAAAUCAUGAGAACAAUAAAAUGUUUGAAAAACCAAUGCAAUCACCGAAAUAUGAAUGGAUUUUCCCUGAGAAAAUUAAUUUUAAUAUUUCAUCCUGACAUGUAUUAUAAACAUGAUAUUAAGAAUAUAUACAUGCUAAGAAAUAUAAAAAUAAAUUCAAUACAAUAAUGCGUACUGAUGUGAUCCUCAUGUUCUGAUUUUAUUUUCUAGGAAAUUUUGUGGUACACAAAAUUAAUUUUGAAAAGUGCAUUGUUCAAAUGGUAUCAUAUUUUAUUGGUAUACGUGAUCCGAAUUUGUUGAAAAAAAAAAAAUUUAGUACGUAAUAGUCUAACAUAAAUAUUAAUGAAAAUUAUCUUUUGAUAACAUGAGUAUAAGCUCUGAAGAAAUUUACACCCAAUUUUGAUACAAAUGAGGUUUUCUGGUAUUCAUAUCAUUGUGUAUUCACAAAUUCAGAUUUUCGAACGCACAGUCUGAUAUGCUGAGGUACCAUAAUAUUUCUUUACUUGUAGGUUAAUUAAAGUAUUACAUGUUCAUUUCUAGUAAUUUUCAUAGCAUUUUUGUGCAGAACGCUGAUGUAAGAUCUUGAUACUGGUGGAAAGGGUUUAAAAUUAGUGGAUGAUUUUUUUUUACUACAAUUAUUGUUUUUAAAUUUUUGGAUUAUUUCUAUCCUAUUGAGUAAUAUAUCUCUUGCUGUUUCCCUUAUAAUGGGUAGGAUCUUACGUGAUAAGUCAUCCCCAAAAGGUUGUCCCUAGUCAAUAGUGAAUGUCUUAGUUCUGGAAAUAUUUGUUUAUUUAAUAUUAAUUCGUAACAGAUAUAAAUAAUAAUUUCCACAAUUAGUAGAUAGGCAUGGUUAAAAUUUCAAAUCUUAAAAAAAACAAGUUUUUUAUUUAAAAGUUUGAAUUCUGCUUUAUAUCUUUAAACUACACGUUAUUUCUUUUUCUAUUCGUUUUUUGACAAAAAUU
Molecule: messenger RNA, 3208 nt
Organism: Harmonia axyridis
Lineage: Eukaryota; Metazoa; Arthropoda; Insecta; Coleoptera; Coccinellidae
Gene: Ptp61F
Product: tyrosine-protein phosphatase non-receptor type 61F
Exons: 6
Coding region: 154-1611 (485 amino acids)
Biological process (GO): protein dephosphorylation
Molecular function (GO): protein tyrosine phosphatase activity
Source: RefSeq, a predicted model, not a curated record